This is a messenger RNA of Oryzias latipes (Japanese medaka), 1687 nucleotides long. RefSeq names its product chromosome 13 C19orf47 homolog (gene c13h19orf47). Gene Ontology annotation, cellular component: nucleus. The record is from RefSeq and is a predicted model, not a curated record. Lineage: Eukaryota; Metazoa; Chordata; Actinopteri; Beloniformes; Adrianichthyidae.
UGCAGUUCGACUACUAAAGGAACUGACGUCACAAUACAGUUGUUGCAAACAUGGCGUCCGUGACAACAGGCACAUCAGAGUGGAUUCAGUUUUUUAAAGAUGCAGGUAUCCCUGCUAGUCUGGCUGUCACAUAUGCAGUUUCCUUUGUGGAUCACCGAAUCCAAAAGAACAUGCUAAUGGACCUUAGUAAAGACAUCAUGAUGGACCUCGGCAUUACUGUCAUAGGAGACAUCAUUGCCAUCCUUAAACACGCCAAGCAGGUCUAUAGACAGGAUAUGUGCAAAAUGGCUACGGAAGCUAUCUCCUCAGGACAGACGAGUGUUCAAGCUGAGCUCAGAAAAACAGCUAAUACUCCUGCUACCCGCAUGAUAGCCAAUGCCCUGAGCCAUGAAUCCCCACCAGCCACCCCCGCUCGCAGACCCGACAACCGCCUCUGUGUUACGGUUUCCAACACACAAGCAAAUAAGAACAACAAAGCAGUUGUAAGUCAGCCUGCUGAUGAGGGGAAUGGCCUGCCAGCAGGGAAGCGUCGGCGGGUGACAGCUGAAAUGGAAGGCAAGUACAUCAUCAACAUGCCCCAGGGGACCACUCCCCGCACACGCCGACUCCUGGCCCAACAGGCCAAGAAAGGUUUAAAACGUACCUCUGUGUUUGAACGACUUGGAGCUGAGUCGAAGGCAGACACAACAAACAGCAACAGCAAGCAGCCCACUGGUGUUUUCAGUCGCCUCGACGGAGGGGAAACCGUGGUCGCUCUGAAUCCAGGAGCCGUGGCUGAAAACAUAGGAGAUGCGGAUGACAGUGAUGGCGAAGGCUCUGUCCUCCAGUACGCUGGUGUCCUCAAGAAAUUGUCUCCGUCGCAGAAGAAGAAGCCAUUCAAAAAAGCCGCCCCAACCACCCUGCGGCGCCUAGGAGCCAAAUUCAAGCUUUCUUCUUCUGACGCACCCACAUCUUCUUCCACCUCCUCCACCCUGAACGGGCUACCGCCGGCCAAGAUCAGCGUCCUCCAGAGACUGGGCAAGGUCCCAGUCACGAGCGCUGCAGCGGCUCCAACACCUGCUGACACGCAGGACAACAGGGUGACCAGCACCAAACCGAGAGUGCAGGACAGAUCGGCUCUAGCAAACUCAAAGGUUAGCAGCAGCACAGGGGCGGGGGGAACAGGAGGAGAUGCUGGAGGAGCUCAGAUGGACAUCAAGGCUGUCAGUGUUUUUAAGAGACUGGGAAGCAAGAGAACCUAACAACUAAAAAUGAUCCUCUUUCUAGAGAUCUUUGUCUGCAUUGCCACCUUUUCACAUUUUUCAAGAGACUAACCUCAAAUAGGUGUGAACUGGAUUCACCCCCCACCCCCAUUUGCCUUAUAGCAACUACCUGUUCCAUCCAUCCACCCAUCCACCCACCAGCCAGCAACAAAAACACACAAUUUAAUCAAGCUGCCAUAAAAAAGUUACUUUGAACUCUCACUGUGUUUUGUGUUGCCCAACCCUAAAGCUGCUUAAGUGUUUUCAUGAUCAAAUGUGUAGUGUCUUAUAUACACGUGUGCUUACUGUAGGAGCAUGAAACCACCACAUUUUUAGGAAAAGAAAAAACUGCAUUAACAUGACAUGUAAGGAGCCUGCUGCCUAAACCUUUGUGAGUACAACCAAGUUGUGUAAAGUGGUCCUUCUCUAAGACAUGUUCUCCUAGA